AUGGUCAGCAUAGACCUAAAGAAUGCUUUCGAUACGCUGUGGUGGCCGGCUAUCAAGCAGGCAUUACGAAGGGCCAAUUGCCCAAGUAACAUAUAUAGUAUAAUAAGCAACUACCUGCAGGAUCGGAAGCUAUUAGCGGUGCAUAAUGCAGGCAUUAUCGAAAAGGUGCAAACUAGAGGAUGUCCGCAAGGAUCGUGCGCCGGGCCGCAUUUAUGGAACUUAACGUUCAAUGAAGUACUGACAGCGACGUGGCCGGCGCACACUAAAAUCAUUGCAUACGCGGAUGACGCGGCGCUUAUCGUAAAGGGUACCACGCGAGAAAAAUUACAGAAAAAUUGCAAUGAAGUUUGCGCGAUCUUUCAUGACCAGUGUACCAAACUUAAGCUCACAAUUGCAGAACAUAAGUCAAAAGUCCUUUUAAUUCCGAAAAAAGGAGGAUCCUUAGUAAGACGCCCCACCAUAAAGAUUAACAACCAACGCCUGCAGAUAGUGGACCAGCUAAGAUAUUUAGGGGUCACUUUUGAUCAUAAGAUGACCUGGAUCCCUCACGUGCAGGAUCUCAAACUCCGGACGGCAGCCAUAGCCAAACAAAUGAAACUCUUUUAUGGUCACAAAUGGGGGCUUAACCCCCAUAUUCAAAAGGUAUUGUACACGACAGUCAUCGAGAAGAUAGUGACGUAUGCUGCCGCAGUAUGGGCCUACCCAAUGCAAGGAAGGAAGGUCAGACAUCUUAACAGCAUACAACGACCAUUCGCAUUGGGAAUCACACGGGCCUACCGCACCACCUCCACCGAUGCCAUUAACGUACUUGCUGGUCUCCUUCCCCUGCACAUCCGGGUUGAGGAGGAGGCAGCACGCCAACACAUUUUGCAACUUAAGAAGGCAGUUACUUUUGAUGAUGAAACAUACUACCCGGAUGAGUACGAAACAAACUUCUGCCCUCUUGACGUCCACCCGGCAGAGAAAGGCAAAGGGAUACUUAUCUCAAUUAAUCCCACUGCAACUCAUCACUCAAGGGAAAUGACCAUCUAUACAGACGGGUCUAGAUUGGACGAAAGAGUGGGAUGCGCCUAUGUCGCCACGAAACAAGACAACGCAAUCGAGAAAUGGAAGGGACAGUUAAGACAACAUAACAGUGUCUUUCAAAGCGAAGCAGUGGCAAUUGCACAAGCGAUUCGCUACCUGCACUCGCACCAGCAUAGCCAUGUCACCAUUAAAACGGACAGCUUAUCAUCGUUAUAUGCCAUUUGGAAUGCAGAUCAUCCCUCGGAGAUUAUACAGGGAAUCCAGAGAGAUCUUAGAAGUAACCCCCAGUACCGCACAAAAUUAGAGUGGAUAAAGGCUCAUGUUGGCCACUAUGGCAAUGAACUUGCCGACCAACUCGCCAAAGAGGCAACAACUGACCCGCCUGAUGCACCAAUUAUCAUCCCAUGGCCGCAUUCGUAUUUAAAGAAGACACUACGCCUAAGGGCUACUGGCAUGUGGCAGAACGAAUGGGACCAAAGCACCACAGGGAGAAGGACCCACUACUUCAUCGGCUAUGUGGACACUAGCCGAAAUGUAGCGAACGCACAGUUGUACAGAGUCAGGCCUACAAGUUCAGGUCCCUACUGUUUUAGAACUUAUGGAACCGUUUGUCAUCCAGCAAAUCACUUCCAUCCACCUGAUCCUGCUCAUGAACAGUAUUCCCAACUGUAUAUUUUAGAUUCGGAUCAAGCCCUCAGACAGAGAAUGAAUAUACUUGGAAAUGUUGCUCUGAAUACUGAACUGCUGGCACAAUUUGGAUGCAGUUUUAAGGAAUGUUAA
Molecule: messenger RNA, 1806 nt
Organism: Stegodyphus dumicola
Lineage: Eukaryota; Metazoa; Arthropoda; Arachnida; Araneae; Eresidae
Source: RefSeq, a predicted model, not a curated record